UCCUGGGUUCAUGGACAUCCAGUCUGUUUGAGGCCCUAGACCUGCAGCUGCUCCUGAACCAUGUCCACCACUUUGGUAGCGAAGACCCUGGAGGACCUGAGCCUGGACCCGGGCUAUGUGACCGGGGACCCCUGCGCGUCCCUCAGCCUGUCCUCCGGGAGGUCGGGACACGGUCUGCUCCGAGCCGGUUCUCGGCCUUGGAAGCGGACCGGUUCUCUGCGCAGUAGGAACGGCAGCUGGGACACGGUGAGCUCGGUACCGGAGGACGCGGCUGAAGUCCUGAGCAGGUGUCCGAGCCUGCCCGAGCUGGAGGAGUACCCGUGGACCGAGCAGGAGCUGCGGGAGGCGGUGCGGAAAGGGUCCGGCUCGGAUGCGUCUUUCACCGUGGAGGCGGUGCAGCGGCUGUCCGUGCUGCUCCGCCGGGCCGUGGUGCGCAUCUCCCGGGAGGCGCAGCGGCUGAGCGAACUCCACCGCCGGUGCACGCGCCUGGAGGUGCAGAGCGCGGCCAGGUUGGUUCUGAGUUGGACUUUGGCCGAAAAGUGCAUCUCCUCCGCGGUCAGAGCCGUGUCCCUUCACUGCAUGAGCGCCGGGGACGACGCGCGGCAGCGGAGCAAGUCCUCCCGGUGCGGACUCGCGCUCUCCGUGGGCCGCUUCUUCAAGUGGAUGGUGGAGACGCGCGUGUCGGUGCGCGUUCACGAGUACGCGGCUGUGUUCCUGACGGCCUGCGUGGAAAGUUUGGCGGAGGAGGUGGCGGCUAGAGCACUGCAGGAGGUGGAGGAGCGGGGCCGGUGCCCGGUGACCCCGGAGAUCCUGGACGGAGCCGUGAACCAGGACGCGGAGCUGUGGGGGCUCCUGCAGGUCUACGAGCAUCUGAUGUGUGGGAAAAAUGCGCACGGUGAGCUGUCUCUGCCGUCUCUACUCAGUCCAUACUCGAAGGCUCCUGAUGACCUGAUGGAGAGCAGAGAGGACAUCUACGCCCAGCUGGAGCUCCGGUCACUGGAACAGUCCCUGCUGGCCACCUGUGUGGGCAGCAUCGGCGAGCUCAGUGAUAUUGUGUCUCGAGCGAUGCAUCAUAUGCAGCGUCUUCGCAGUUCGACUCCUUCAGUUACUUCCACACGAUCAGCCAAUCAGACGGCAGUAUCCUGGGCACCGGACGCCCUGCGUACUCUCUACUACUUCCUGUCCAGCCCACAGAUGGAGUCUAUGGAGAAUCCAAACCUGGAGCCUCCGAGCAUGACGCUGACUAAAGACAGGCCUUUCCUGCUGCUGCCUCCUCUCAUGGAUUGGAUUAAAGUUGCCACAGUUCACGCAGAACAUCGCCGCAGCCUGUUGGUGGAUAGCGAUGAUGUCAGACAGACGGCCAGGCAGCUCCUCCCUGGGUUGGACUGUGAGCCACGACAGCUACGGUCGGAGUGCUGUUUCCAGUCCUUUAGGUGUAUGGAGGCUGAUGCUGCCUCAGUCCGGUUCCGGAUGGAUUUGGGUUUCAGAAUGCUCUGCUGUGGUCGAUCAGAUCUGGUCCAUCAGGCCACCCAGUUGCUGGGAGCUGACGGAGUGGAUACCAUGGACGACCAGGGAAUGACGGCUCUGAUGUACGCCUCUGCAGCAGGAGAUGAAGCUCUGGUUCAGAUGCUCAUUGAAGCCGGAGCUCAGCUGGACCUGCAGAUCCCAUCCUGCUCUGUCAGACAUCCGUCAGUUCACCCUGGCAGUCGUCACUGGGCUGCGCUGACGUUCGCGGUGCUGCAUGCUCACCUGUCUGUGGCUCAGCUGCUGUUGGAGGCAGGGGCAGAUGUGGAGGGCGGAGCUCUGCUGGAUGGUCAUGACAGUUCAGUGGAGACGCCUCUGCAGUUGGCUGCUGCUGCAGGUCAUUAUGAGAUGGUCAGCUUAUUGCUAACGUAUGGGGCAGAUCCUUUGCUUAGAAUGCAUCAUGGGAAUUCACUGACUUCACCGCUAUAUGAGGACAUGAACUGCUUCAGCUGUGCUGCAGCGCAUGGACACAGAAAUGUUCUGAGAAGGCUUCUCCUGCAGCCUCAGCACAGGAAGGAGGACAUCCUGUCUCUGGAGGAGAUCCUGGCUGAAGGAGUGGAUGAAGAAGAGGAGGAGGACGAUAGGGAGGACUCGAUUAAACCUGCACCUAGACUCUGUAAGGCCAGGAUAAAAGCUCUACAGCAAGCAGUGUAUUAUAGCGCUGAGCAUGGAUAUCUGGACGUUACCAUGGAGAUCAGAGAGAUGGGUGUUCCCUGGAGGCUGCAUACCUGGCUGCAGUCGCUCAUCAGAGCUCAUCAGCUGAGCAGACGCCGAGUCAUCUCCUCCCUCCUCAUGGAGUUCUCCACCAUCAGCCCGGAGGAUUACACCCCUGACCUCGUCUCCACAGGCAUACCUCUGAUGUUCAGGCUGUUGGAAAGCAGCAAGGACUACAUAAUAACGAAGCGUCUGGCCGCCCUGUUUUCUCACUGUUAUGGCCGCUCUCCUGUUCCUCCAAUCAAACCGCUGGAUGUCGCUGUGUCAACGCAACUCGAUGUCCACUUUCUGAACAACCAGGAGAUGUCAGAUGUGACGUUCAUGGUGGAAGGACGUCCAUUCUUUGCUCAUCGAGUGCUGCUGAUGUCGGCGUCUGAAAGGUUCCGUUGUCUGUUGAGUGACUCCCCUGACAACAUCAUCCACAUCAGUCACAUGACCUACAGCACGUUCCAGGUGAUGAUGAAGUCUCUGUACUGCGGAGGAACAGAUGGCCUCACUCUGUCCCAUUCUGAAGCCAUGAAGGUGCUGCCGGUCAGCUCAUUCUUCCAACUCAGAGGGCUUCAGAGGAGCUGUGAGAUCCAGCUGUCGAAAAGUUUGACUCUGGACAAUGUCGUCCACAUCUACCAGAUCACCAAGCAUCAUGCAGCAGCAGAACUCCGCAGGUCCUGUGAAGGUUUCUUCCUGCAGAACAUGGACCAGCUCCUGGACCAGGACGACUUCCACCGUCUGCUGCUGGGGCCUGUUGAUCAGGACGUGCUCUGCCCAGGGACUGACACUCACACUGGUCUGGCACAGGAGCACAACCAGGCCCAGAACCGACCUGAGCUGCUGCGGGACCUGGAGGCUGCAUUGAUCUACAGACUUUGCGCUGUCAAUGCGUCCUGUCGUGGGUAAAAACCCUGCGGCGCUGGUACAGAUGUUCACACAGCUGGAUAUGUCUGGAGCCAUAAACUUUGUCUAUUUGUUCUUUUUAUGGACAACAUACUGCAGUAGGUGUUUUGAAAAUCACCACAUUAUUAUUCAACAUAUUUAUCUUGACACAAGUACAGCUCUAUCAUUAGAGUAAAAUCAGUUUCUUCCUUUAAAAAAUAAUGUAAUGAGUCAAAUAAUCAUAUUUACCACUUAUUAUUCUGAUGCAUUUCGGUAGCAACUUUUCCACUUUUGUACUUUUGUUUGGGCUCUAUGUUUUAUGUUUAUUUUUUUGUGAAUUUUAUAUAAAAUUGUUUUUUUUUUAAUUAGUAAAAACCCUAGAAAGACGUUUGACUCGUGUCAAGAUUUCCUCAGAGACAAAGAUAUCCUCCUGAGACACAGUAAGUAAACAUUUUCACCAUUUCACAUUAAAUAAUUGCCUUAAUUUGAAACAGCAUGA
This is a messenger RNA of Sphaeramia orbicularis (orbiculate cardinalfish), 3607 nucleotides long. Its product is annotated as ankyrin repeat and BTB/POZ domain-containing protein 2-like. The record is from RefSeq and is a predicted model, not a curated record. Gene Ontology annotation, molecular function: protein heterodimerization activity; DNA binding; structural constituent of chromatin. The transcript has 17 exons. NCBI's taxonomy places the organism in Eukaryota, Metazoa, Chordata, Actinopteri, Kurtiformes, Apogonidae. Gene Ontology annotation, cellular component: nucleosome. The coding region runs from base 61 to 3132 and encodes 1023 amino acids.